Molecule: messenger RNA, 726 nt
Organism: Arthroderma uncinatum
Lineage: Eukaryota; Fungi; Ascomycota; Eurotiomycetes; Onygenales; Arthrodermataceae
Exons: 4
Coding region: 1-726 (241 amino acids)
Source: RefSeq, a predicted model, not a curated record
AUGCAUAUUUCCAACUCCCUCCUUACCUUUGCCCUCUAUGUGGCCAGCAUCCAUCAGUCUCUGGCAGCGCCAGUGAAUCUAGACGAAAAUGCAACCUCCAAUCUCGCAAUCCGCGCCGAUCCCGGCGAGAACAAGAAACAUGCCAUUCAGGCUACAAUGAAAGUUAGCGGUGAAGGCUCGUUGGCAUUUGAUGCCGAUUGCUACGCUAUUUUGUGCCUGGACGUUGAUCCUGUCUUCGAGCGAACGAACAGCAAGCAUAUUAAGAAUAACCGAAAGGAUUCCGGUGUCACCAAAACGUAUCCAAAGGUCAAAGGCACUGGUCCGUUUAGAAACCCUACCCUGUCUGAUACUAGUAUUCCUGGAGCGGAGUUUGUAUCUCCCGAGGAAUUUCCAUUUGCCUCCACUAAGCAAGGAGGAAAAGAUGCAUAUUUGUUCCCUGUGUCCAAGGCAGCCCAAGAUUCUCAGGGUGCUUCCAUCAAAAACUUCUAUACGGAGAACAACAUUGAGGACCCUGACGUGGGAAAACAAAACUGGUACGAGAUCGUUGACUGGACAGGUACACUUGGCCCUUACUGCCAGGCCCUUCAUGACAACGGAGGGAAAUCUGACAAGCACAACGCGAUCUGCAAGAGUGGUGGCGGAGGAUCAGGGUCUUGGGGCUUUGACGUUGCUGACUAUGCCUACCAGUACAAUGGCGAUAAGUUCAAGAAGGUUGACAAGGCCUAA